This is a messenger RNA of Anisakis simplex (herring worm), 3594 nucleotides long. The record is from the annotation of a GenBank genome assembly. Lineage: Eukaryota; Metazoa; Nematoda; Chromadorea; Rhabditida; Anisakidae.
AUGGAAUUUGUUAAAUGCUUUAUUCAGUUGGGUCAUCUGUCAGAUGAGUUCGAUGAGCGCUCGAUGGGCUCUCAUCUGAGAUCGGUUUCGCCGAUCACAACCAGUACCGGAGGAGGAUCACGUCGUAACAGCCGUUCACCAAGACCGCAUAGAAAUGUGGAGUCGCCUUUGCAAUCGGCAACGAUAAUUCGAGAUUCGCGGCCUGAUAUCGCUGCUUGGCCUACACCACCGAAUGUACCGCAGACAAAGAGCAGUAACAACCAGCAGCAACAAGCAGACAGCACGUCGUGUGACGAACCAGCUAAGCUCAUCAAUAUGAUUAAGGUGGCCGCUACGUCAACAGGUAUGUGCACCAUUCAUAAUGUCAAUUUAUCAUCAGUGUCAUUUCAUUUCGUAAUACUGACAAGUCUUGAAGGAGCGACACGAGGCCGGGAAACUGAACUGAAGAAGAAGAUACAAACCCUUGAAGAUACGGUUGCAGAAUAUGAACGACAGAAAUAUAAUGUUAUGGGCACUUUUAGUGAAUAUCGUGAACGAGUAGCUGAACGAGAGAGGAAACUCGAAGCGGAAUAUUCGAGUAAAAUAAUUGCUCUCAGUGAAGAGGUGUUAGGGGCAAAGAAGGACUUUGAAGCGAGGAUGAAGAGUUUUCAAGCGCUUCAGGAUAAAUUUGAACGUGAAAAAGAACAAGCAUUGGAAAAGCUUCGGCAAGAACACCAGAAAGAAAUUCAACUCUUGGAACAACGGUUCUCGGAAUCACAGUUGCUCAAUUUGGAGCAGAAGUAUAUGAUUGAAAUACAACGAUUAGAAGAGGAACGAAAGAGUCUGAAAGCUGAAAAGGAGCGAUUGGGCGAAACAUUCGAGAUGAAGCUUCGACGCGCACAAAGCUUGUACGAAACUGAACUGACCGCAGCUAAGAUGCUUUACUCGAAGGAGUUGGAGGCACUUAGGGAUCACGAGGAAGCUCUCAAAGAUGAGCUGCUUGCGAGGCAGGAUGAAUUCCAUGAUCGAUUGCAAGAACUUCAACAUCAAUCGAAGAGGAGUCGAGAAGAGCUUGCCACUUGUAAGAAUGAAGUGACCGCCCUCGAGAAACGUUUGCAAGCCAAAGAAGCCGAACUACUCGCAAUCUCGAAAGAACUGGAAGAGGCAAGAAAUGAAACGAAUGAUUCAUUACGAAAGCUGUCGAAAGUUGAAAGUGAACUACAACAAACCAAGCAACAGUACCGAGAGCAAGAAGAGGAACUGCAACGAAAAUCAAAUCUGUUGAAUAUUGUUGAAACUGCGAAAAGUAAAUUGGAAGCGGUAAUUCGUGAUCUUCAAACAGAGGUGAAAGCACUCAAGAAAAAGGUCGAAUUUCUGGAGAAGGAACGUGAAAAUUUGCAAAGUCAAAGCGAAAGUCAGACACAAUUGCAAAACUCUCAAGUGCAUGCGCUAGAGGCGGUACUCGAGUCAGUAACCAAAGAAAAGGAAUCAACAAAAGAACAUUACGAAGGUUUAUUGGACAGAGAACGACAACAAGCCGAAGAGCGUGAGUUUGCAAUGAAGAAAGAAUUCAGUGCAAAACUGAAUGAAUUGGAAGAACAAUACAAUGGUUUGAAGGAGCAGCUGGAGAGCAACGCACAACGCGAUAAACAAGAGCUUGAGGGUAAAACAGAAGAGCAAAUUAGUUCACUUCAAAGCGAGAACUCAGUUCUCGUGGUUGAACUGAAUGCAUUGAAGUCAAAGUUGAAAGCUGUAAAUGAUAACGAUGUUGAGGCUGAUGGCAAUAACACAUCUGAAAACGAUCUAUCGAAAUUGAUCGACAAAAUUGACGAGUUAAAAGCGGAACUAGAAAGAAGCAAACGGGAGCUGUUGGAAAAAGAGGAUGAAAUUGUAACACUCAAGAAACAAGUGGAACAAGAGAACGAAUUGAAUGAUGAUCAGCUUUCAGUGAUACGUGAUGAGAUAAGAGCCGAGCUUCUCAAUUCGAGUGAAUUUGCUGAAAAGGAUGAUGAGCUUGAAAGCAUGGGAAAAAGGAUUCGUGUACUGGAAGAAGAACAGGAAGCUGAGAAGAUUGGACGAGAGAAGAUUAGUGAAAUGAUGAAGCAGGUGCAGAUUGAAAAUGAACAGCUUAAGGAACAACUGAAAGAAUUUAACGAUAAAACUGAAAGUGAAACGAAUAUUUCCGAGGAUGGCGAGCGGAUCUCCUCAUAUUGCCAACAGAUCGAGAGAUUAAUGAGUGAUUUGAAUGAUCGAGAGAAACGUAUCGAUCAAAUGGAAGCAAGUCAACAACGUACAAAAGAGGAAUUCGAGUUGCACUUUGAAGAUCGAGUGGAAGAAGAAACGCUAAAAGUGACAGCAAUCUACGAAGAAAAGUUUGAGAAAGUGAAAAGAGACGCCGAACAAGAGAACAAAAAACUGGAUGAUGAAAUUGUUCUUCUCAAAGAGGAUUCGAAAGCAAAAUCAGAACAAAUUGAGGAUCUUCACAGUCGCGUGAAAAAUCUGCUCCACGAAGUUACCACUAUUAAAGCUGAACUUGAUAAGAAAAAUAUCGAGAUUAAGAACUUUAGUAGGAAAACUGAUGAAUAUCUCAGACGACGAGAUAAUCAACAAGCACAGGUGCUUGAGAAAAAAAUUAUCAAUCUGAACAAAGAACAUGAGAAGACAAUCGAUCUGAUGAAAGAGCAUGAAAUGGAGUUGGCUGAAAAGUUGAGAAAAAUACAAGAAAAAGUGGAAGAAGACAGGCCUGAAUUGAUCUCAAACGGUAUGCAAACAGAUGAAUUGCCUGCGGUUGUUGAGGAGGUUAAGCAAUAUUUGAGUCAAGAACAACAAACAGAACCGCAUGAGGAUGAUCUAGUUAACAAAUUGGAGGAACUUACGAAUGCCUUAAAGGAGAAAGAUGAAAUGAUCGCAAAACUACAAGAACAGUUAUCGAAUCAGUCAACGACGGCAAUCUGUGAUGAUAAUGAACGAUCAGAUGAGCAAGAAAAUAAGAAGAAUCGAUCUCAAAGUAUGUCAACUGUUGAACAUAUGGCCACAAACAAGUUGCAAAAUCUCGAGUCAAAUAUGACGGACAAAAAAGGUAGAGGCCGACUGAAGAGUGCAACAGCAGUAGGAGAGACGAAGAUGAGUUCGGUGGGUACCGCCGAAUGCUCUAGUGUGGCUGAAGUACCAAGGCCUAACGGAUUGGAGAAGAGGGAAAAAGAAAUCGAAAGGAAGAGUAAAGACGAUGAAAAGGACAAGCCAUGUAAUGGCAUUAAUCGUGCAAAAUCGCCAACAUUGUUAACGCGAUUCAGAGACAGGAGUCCUGCGAAGCCAAAACCAUGUUCUGUGGAGACGAAGCCAAACGUUGAAGAGAAGAGUUGUGUCCAAACUGAUGAUUAUCCAUCAAGUGACCUUCAGUUCAUUGAAAUUAAAACAUUCAGGCAAUUGUUGAGCCCUACGCAUGCAGAACAACGUAGCAAUGUGACAGUGCCAGAAGAUCGUCGUCGAGCGUCACCGUCACGUCAACUUCUUACACGCUCCAAAAAAGAGUCUACCUCGCAAUCGACUGCCACUCUUUCAUCAUCAACCAAUAAAGAGGAUUACUCAACAAAAAGACCCGCAUGGAAAUUUUAA